Miscanthus lutarioriparius is the source of this 2343-nucleotide messenger RNA. The record is from the annotation of a GenBank genome assembly. NCBI's taxonomy places the organism in Eukaryota, Viridiplantae, Streptophyta, Magnoliopsida, Poales, Poaceae.
AUGGUUGACAUCUUGAGAGCUGUGCAAUGGUGGGACGAGUGGCAGCUGCGCAUCCUCGUCAUCGGCAGCCUGGGCCUGCAGUGGUUCCUCCUGCUGGCAGCCCCCAUGCGCAACUACGCCAUCGCUCGCUUGUUCAGAUGCUCCAUCUGGGCGGCGUACGUGAGCGCCGAUGCUCUGGCGAUCUACGCGCUCGCCACCCUCUUCAAUCGCCAUUCCAAGGCGAGCAGCAGCAUCAGCAGCUGCAGCUGCUGUGACUACGGGAACAAAGGGAGCUCCCUGGAGGUCCUGUGGGCGCCUCUCCUCCUCGUCUACCUCGGCGGGCGGGAGGAGAUCACCGCCUACACCAUCGAGGACAACGAGUUGUGGACACGGCAAACCGUGACCAUGGUCUCCCAGGUCACGGUCGCCGUGUACUCCUCCUACAAGUCGUGGCCGGACUCGAGCGACAGGAAGCUGCUGUUGUCGGCGAUCCUGCUGUUCGUCAUCGGCAUCAUCAGCUUCAUCGAGAAGCCGUGGGCUCUGCGGAGGGCCAGCAUCAAGCGGCUGGUGGCCAUGUGGUCCGUGAUGAAAGGGAAGAGGGAGAGCCCCACAGGGUGGGACUGGUGCUUCACCGAGCUCAGCGACAGGUACAAGUGCUGGAAAAAGCUGCCGGAAGGCGACGCGCCGAUCCUGUCGCAGAGCGACCAGGUUCAGAUGAUCAUGUCGGACCUGUCGCUGUUCGCUGCCGAGGUCACCCUGCAGGAACGGAACAAGGGCGAUCUGAAAAUCCUGGAGCCUCUCGACGUAGACAAAGACGUCAGGCUCAAGCGCAUGCUUCGUCAGGCGUUCGGGCUCAUCUACACCAGAGCCAACGUGAUCUUGACGCCGGCGUACCUGGCCUGCCACGUGAUGCUGGUCCCGUUGAUGUACGUCGCCGCCAUCAUGCUCUUCGCGGCGAGCCGCAAGCGUGGGUACGGAGCCACCGACGUGAAUAUCACGUACAUCCUCCUAUGCUUCACCGCGGUGCUGGAUGUCUUUGGGCUGCUCAUCAGUGAGCUCAUGUACAAGCUCGUGUCCAAAACAAAACUCGCAGCCUUGUGCGAGAACAUUCCAGGGCAGAGCCUCGUCGACUCGGUUCUCCGGGCGGUGAGACGGCCGGUGGCCGGGUCGCUGCUCAACUGUGCCAGGCGCUUCGGUUAUUAUUACAAGAAAGCCGAAGCCGGCACAUAUCAUGUUAGUAAGCUGUACCGCCCGGUCUCGGAUGCUAUCGCCCUACAGCUCGUGAAGGUUUUCGAAGUCAAGAACGUCGACCUCGCCAGUUACAGAAGCUUCACCAAGACGGACUACUGGACUAAGGACCAAACGGAGAGGCUGCUCAACACGGACUAUUACUCCAAGUUGGAUGAUCAUAAGCCAAAGAAGAAGAUGGACAGCUCCGCCGCCGUUUCGACUGAUGAUCAAGAUCAGCAACGCCUGAAGAUGGACAAGACCGCCGCCGUUUCGACUGAUGAUCAAGAUCAGCAACGCCUGGAGAUGGACAACACCGCCGCCGUUUCGACUGAUGAUCAAGAUCAGCCGAAGACUGGUAACAGAAAUCAGCCGCCAUUGCCGCCGCAGACCUCUCAACCAUUUAACAAGGCGAUAUGGCGCAGCCUUCGUAAAACGCCAUUCGACACGAGCGUCCUCAUCUGGCACAUCGCCACCAACCUCUGCUUCCGCAAGAAGCCUCCAAUGCACUUCAGGUGCAGGCCUCUGCAUGGCGAGGUGCUUCGUGAGGUGUGCACAGAGGCAAUAUCCAACUACAUGGCCUACCUCCUCACGUUUAGACCCGACAUGCUGAUGACCGGCAGCACGCAGCAUUUGUUCACUGAAGCCACGCGACACAUGGAGCGCAUCAUCACCCUAGCCACCACAGAAAAUGAGAGGCAGCACCCGGACUUUGACAGAAUCCUCCUAGACAAGAUCAAGAACAAAGCAGCCAGCCUCAAACAUGAGCAGGCGUACACCGUCAUCGACGACGCUUGCAAGCUCGCAGAGGAACUGUUGCGCAUUGAGGACGACAAUGACCGUUGGCAUUUGAUGCACCGCAUGUGGGUGGGCAUGCUCUGCUACUCCGCUAGCAGGUGCAGGGGCUACCUGCACGCCAAGAGCUUGGGAGAAGGCGGAGAGUUCCUCUCCUAUGUCUGGCUCCUCAUCUCGCUCCAGGGGGCCAAGACCUUGGCAGACAAGCUUCAAAUGCCAGAAAAAGAACAAGGGGACGACGAUCUGGACGACCAAAAGCGGGAACAAGAAUACCAAGACAAGAAAGUUACGAUGCCUGGGUGGGAUCCGAAAGCCAUAAUAUUGCGUCGUCAGCCAUAUUGA